AUGUUCUCCAGCCUCGCCACGAAACUCGCCCUCAAGAAAGUAGGCCUCUCCCCCGACACCUUCAACUUCUCCUCCCCAGCAAACGACCCCCCACCAAAAGACCGCAAGAACAAAGACCCGAACAGCCCAGUCGACGACGAUGACGAAAACGCCUCCGCCUGGCCCGCGUGGAUGACCGUCAAGAACCUACCCCUCACCGUCCAGCCGUGGCUCUCCCCCCCGCCACCACCGAUCCCGCUCGCGGAACUGCCCAAGAUCGGCGAACAGGCCCCGAUGGAUAGGGAUCGGAAGGUCGCCAUUGGGGGAGGGAGGUGCGUCCUCAUUGUCUUCCUCCGAUGUGUGGGCUGCGCCUUCGCCCAAAAGACUUUCCUCGCCCUCCGCACCCUAGCAAACCGCUACCCCAACGACCUAACCUGCAUAGCAAUCUCCCACUCCUCCGCCCCCGCCACCCAAAAAUGGAUGGACCUCAUGGGCGGUGCCUGGAACGUUCAAGUCGUAAUCGACGAAGACCGUUCCGUCUACGCCGCCUGGGGUCUCGGCCUCGGCUCCGUCUGGUCCGUCCUCAACCCCAACACCCAGAUCCAGGCCUGGAAGGAAAAAGGUUGGCUCGGAAACCAGGUCGCCGUCGCCAUCCAGCGUAAGGGUACCGCGGGCCGCGGACUCGCCAGUUACCAGACGGGAGGCACAGGCGUCAUCGAUGCCGAGGGCCCCGUUACCGUCAUGGGGAAUAAGUGGCAAAACUCGGGCGCGUGGGCUGUUAAUGGGAGUGGAGUGAUUGUGUGGGGGAGGAAGGCGGCGACGGCGGAUGAUUUGAUUGAUUUGGAUGAGGGGUGUAAGGCCCUUGGGCUGUGA
Molecule: messenger RNA, 852 nt
Organism: Scedosporium apiospermum
Lineage: Eukaryota; Fungi; Ascomycota; Sordariomycetes; Microascales; Microascaceae
Exons: 2
Coding region: 1-852 (283 amino acids)
Source: RefSeq, a predicted model, not a curated record